This is a messenger RNA of Lactuca virosa, 432 nucleotides long. The record is from the annotation of a GenBank genome assembly. Lineage: Eukaryota; Viridiplantae; Streptophyta; Magnoliopsida; Asterales; Asteraceae.
AUGGAUACAGUGGCAACAACUGAAAAGAAGCCUCAUGUCAUCUUUAUUCCAUUACCUGCACAAAGCCAUGUAAAGGCCAUGCUCAAACUAGCGCAGCUUCUUCACCACAAGGGACCCCAAAUUACUUUCGUUAAUACAGAGUUCAUCCACGAGCGGUUGGUCAACUCUGGUGGUGCCCACACCCUCGAUGGCUCAGAUGGUUUCCGAUUUGCAACAAUUCCUGACAGCAUUCCUCGGAUUUCUGAAGAGGAACCUGCAGCACACCUGCUCCUUCAUCAUAUUGAAACUACCUUUUUAGCUCCUUUCGUUGAACUUGCAAUGAAACUUCCAACUCCACCAACUCUUAUCAUCUCUGAUGGCUUCAUAUCGGCUUUCACCAUUGAUGCAUCACAAGAGCUCGGGAUCCCUAUCAUGCUCUACUGUGUUGGUUAA